AAAAACUUAAAAACUAUUCAAUAUGGCCUAUUUUAAAUUUAAGCAUAAACACGUACUCAUAUUCAUAUUACUGAUAUUAAUUACAACAUCAUCAACCAAUAGCACUUUUCAAAAGAGACAACUGGACCCUUGCCAUGCCUGUUUUAAGAAAAUUUGUGAUUGCGGCGGUCAUUGUGAACUUAACGAAUGCAAUAUACCUUGUGGAAAAAUAAUAACAGAAAUUUUAACAUGUACUUAUACACAGAAAACUGUACAAACUAUAAUUUCACCUCCAACACCAACACCACCUCCACCUCCUCCAAAGACACUACCACCUUCCCCACCUCCUCCAAAGACACCACCACCUUCCCCACCUCCUCCAAAGACACCACCACCUCCCCCACCUCCUCCAAAGACACCACCACCUCAACCUCAACCUCCAAAAGUUCCAGUACCAGUACCUCCACCAAAAGCGCCACCAAAGGAACCACCAAAAGAACCACUAAAAGCGCCACCAAAAGAACCACCAAAUGAACCACCAAAUGAACCACCAAAAGAACCACCAGAAGAACCGCCAAAAGAACCGCCAAAGGAACCGCCAAAGGAACCACCAAAAGCGCCACCAAAAGAACCACCAAAUGAACCACCAAAAGUGCCACCAAAAGAACCGCCAAAAGAACCACCAAAGGAACCACCAAAAGAACCACCAAAAGAACCACCAAAAGAACCACCAAAAGAACCACCACCACCACUACCAAAAGCUCCACCGACACUAGGUGUAACACCAACACCAACCGUCCCUGCUAAAACAACACCUACUACUUGUACCUCUGGAGAUGAUCCUGAAUGCUUUCCGCCAAAUGUUGUUCCGAUAGUUACAACAUAUACAGAAUCAGGUGUAGAAACGCCAACACCAGUCCCUGAAAACAUAAAAUUGACAACAACUGAAACAACACUUACAUCAUACUUUGCUGGUUAUUCAACAACGAAUUCCUUAGGUGAUCCUACAUUCGUCCCUCCAUCCACUCUAUAUGUGGUGAAGAGUAUGGCCGUUACUGAAGCUCCUACCAGUACUGUAGUUUCAGAUUCUGCGACAAUUUUACAUGAUACUAAUAGUCAUGGUUUAUGGGGUGUUACUAUGAGUUUGACCGUAAUAACUGCAACUUUAAUUUUUAUGAUAAUUGCGUAAAAAAAUGAAAAAAAUGUAAAAUUUUGCUUUGUUGUUUUAUUUUUGUAAACUUUUGAUAUAUACCCACAGUAAAUAUGCAUUAUAUUAAUUAUAUUAUUAUUUGAAUUUCAUAAAAGAAUGUAAUCGUUCGAAAUAUAGUUUUUUAGUAUUAUAACUUUUAUUUUCACGUGAAAUAACAUUACUUCGAAAUCUUCAGUUAAAACAUUUUUUUAUUUUUAGUACAAAUAAAAGCAAAGAGCAAGAAAUAUUGUAAAAACUAAACACGAAAAUGAAAAAAUUUAAGAAAAUUUAUAAUAGAUAGUGAUUUAGAAAGUUGAG
Messenger RNA from Rhizophagus irregularis DAOM 181602=DAOM 197198, 1486 nucleotides. RefSeq lists its product as uncharacterized. The record is from RefSeq and is a predicted model, not a curated record. NCBI's taxonomy places the organism in Eukaryota, Fungi, Glomeromycota, Glomeromycetes, Glomerales, Glomeraceae.